AUGGAAUAUAUAUUCCUAUCUUACCCACCGAACCUUACUCGUUCUCUUCAAAUUUAUAAAAUAUGCUCACUUGUUUGUAUAAUUUUCAUCACUGUCAGGCUUUGUUGUUGCGCUACAAACAAUCAAACUAUAACAAAACAAAAUGUUCCGAUCACACCUGAGCUAUCUGACUUAUCUCAUAACAAAAGAAAAGCACUAUAUACUCCAUAUUGGGCUGUAGAAAUCAAAGGAGGUGAAAAGGCUGCGCGUGCUAUAGCCGAAAAAUACGGAUUUCUAUAUCUUGGAGAGAUUUUACCUGGAAUUUAUCAUUUCAAGCAUAAUCGUAUUUCCAAAAGAUCUUUGAGACAAAACAAUUAUUAUCAUGAUCAAUUAGCUAAUGAUGAACAGGUAGUAUGGUUAGAACAACAAGUUGCAAAGGUUCGAGUUAAACGAGAUGUGCACAUUCCAGUUAAAGAUCCGAAAUGGCCUCAGAUGUGGUAUUUAAAUCGUGGAGGUCCUGGUGGUCUUGAUAUGAAUGUUCAAUCAGUUUGGGCACGUGGUUAUGCAGGUCAAAGUGUUGUGGUUACUAUUCUAGACGAUGGUUUAGAAACAGAUCAUCCGGAUUUGAAAGAUAAUUACGAUCCAUUUGCAUCAUAUGAUGUGAACAGUAAUGAUGAUAAUCCAGAACCUCGUUAUUUAACAAGAGAUAAAAGUAAUACCAACCGUCAUGGUACUCGUUGCGCUGGCGAAGUGGCUGCUGCCGCAAAUAAUAGUGUAUGUGGAUUAGGUAUAGCUUAUAAAGCUCGUAUAGGUGGCGUACGUAUGUUAGAUGGUGAUGUGACUGACGCAAUGGAGUCACGUUCAUUAAGUCAUCAGCUACAACAUAUUGAUGUAUAUUCUGCAUCAUGGGGUCCGGAAGAUGACGGUAAAACAGUUGAUGGUCCAGGCAAACUUGCUCAAAUGGCAUUUCGUAAUGGAAUACAAAUGGGUCGACGUGGUUUGGGAUCAAUUUUUGUAUGGGCCAGUGGGAAUGGUGGUACAAGUCAUGAUAACUGCAAUUGUGAUGGGUAUACAAAUAGCAUUUAUACACUAGGUGUUGGAUCAGUUUCAGAGCAUGGAUCUGUUCCAUGGUAUGCAGAAUUAUGCUCUUCAACGUUAGCUGUUACCUAUAGCAGUGGAGGACGUGGUGAACGUGGUGUUAUUACAACAGAUUUAAAUCACACUUGUACUGAUAAUCAUUCUGGUACAUCGGCUAGUGCACCAUUAGCUGCUGGUAUAUGCGCUCUCACCUUGUCAGCCAAUCCUAAUUUAACUUGGAGAGAUUUACAAUAUUUAGUUGUUUAUACAGCACGUCCAGAUGGUUUAUUUGCAGAUGAUUGGCAUGUGAAUGGUGUUGGUCGACGUGUAUCACAUGCAUUCGGUUAUGGUUUAAUGGAUGCCGCCGCUAUGGUUGAUUUAGCUUUGAAUUGGACUAAUGUACCACCACAACGUGUAUGCGAAGCUCAAGCUCCAAUGACCGGUGAUCCAAUUACUAUUAGACAAAUGUCUAAAGAAAAUUUAGCUUUAACUACUGAUGGUUGUGAAUCAGCCGCAGCUCUUGCAGGUGAUCUAUCACAUCGUGUUGUACAUUUGGAACAUGUACAAGCUAAAGUAACUCUAAGUAGUGUACAACGAGGUGAAAUUGAAUUGUGGUUAACGUCUCCAGCUGGAACUAUUUCACAACUUUUAAGCAAAAGGCCAAAAGAUAUUGAUGUCGCUGGAUUUCAUGCAUGGCCAUUUAUGUCUGUACACUAUUGGGGUGAAUUAGCCAAUGGUACUUGGAAAUUAACAGUUAAAUCGGGAAAUGCUGUCGUUUUGAUUCAUGAUUGGAGCUUAAUUUUAUAUGGAACAAAUACUCCACCACCAUCUGUACCAAGUUCUUCGCAUAGACGAGGUGUCAGACAACUUCCCAGGAAUCAAGAGUCGAAUCCUUCUGCAAAAUCUCAAAAAACAUGGAUUGAUCCACAGAAAGACAAAUUUCAUUCAUCUAAAACUUCACAACAGCCUCAACAAAAAUCCAUUGAAACAUCAAAACACUAUUCCUUAGAUUCUGUUUUAAAUCCUAUUAAUCAAGAAAAUGGUGAUCAUAGUUCUAUUGGUUCAUCGGAAAAUCAAAACUCUUAUCCUUAUCCACCAUUUUACUAUUUAAACAAUCAAAACUCUUAUCGAUAUUGGCCUACUUGGAAUAGUGAAUACCAGAGUUUGUCACCUGUUCAAGCCCCACCUCCACCUCCUCCUCCACCGCCACCUAUACCAACGAUCUCUGUUCUGUCAUUACCACCGCCUUCAGCACCACUAUCUUCCUCCUCAUCAUCAUCCUCCUCUUCUGCCGCUUCACAUUCUUUAUCCUCUUCUUCUUCAUCAUCAUCUCAUGAAUUCUACCCUAAUUAUUUUCCACAAUCUUCUAUUCCAUUCUCUUCUACCGGUCAUUCUUCAUCAAAUCAUGGUUUAGACGAAUCAAAUCCUUCAAUUGAAUUUGAUCUACCAUCAUUAGUUGUACAGUCGAAUGAUUUCACACAUAUUGAAACAUCUAAUACACUCGAUCGAAAUGGUUAUUCCGAACACGAACUUAGUUUAUCUCAAAAUCAUGGACAAUUAUUAAUUAAUCAUGAUGAGUCAAUACAACGUAGCAAUCAUAAAAUUGAGAAUAAUGACAAUUAUAUUAAUAUUAAUAAUAAACACACAUUGAAUAAUUCUGUUUAUUCUAUUAAUGUAAAUUUCCUUUAUUUAUUAUCCUCUCUAAUCUUAUUUAUUUUAUUUGUCUACUGA
Molecule: messenger RNA, 2787 nt
Organism: Schistosoma mattheei
Lineage: Eukaryota; Metazoa; Platyhelminthes; Trematoda; Strigeidida; Schistosomatidae
Source: the annotation of a GenBank genome assembly